AUGCGUGCUAAGGGAAAGACGUAUUUGUUUUUAUGUGUAACAGAAUUUCAGGACCCUGAAGCUGGUCUGAGUAACUCCAUCGGGGCUGUGCGCUGGAUUCUACCUGAUGAGGGUUUUCAGUCUCAUAACUCAGUUCCCAGCAAAAGCAGUCAAAGCCCCAGACAAAAGGACCUUAAGGAUCUCCGUAGCUUGCAGGAAUGUGUGAAGUUUAUCACUCAAUGGAAACAGCAGGUGGAACAUGUCUGCAAGCCUGGUACCAAUGCAGAUGAAGGCCAAAAUAUCUGUGCGAAUGCAGAGCCUCGUAGUCUGGAACAAUGCCGAAAGCUCAUCCUUGAGUGGGCACAGGAGCUCAAGAAAGUUGACAUUCUGUUCAGUGAGAGCCCCUGGCAGCAAGAAACAGAUGCAUGCUGGGAGCAGAAAGAGAACAAGGUUGACUCUGCCAAGCAUACAGAGCAGAAGAUCAUGGAAUGGGCUAAAGAGUUACAAGCUGUGUCAGAGCGCUGUGGUGUAAUGAGAGAAGACUUAGCUCAGUUUCUGAGGCAGUUGGAACUGAAGAAGAACAAGAACAAGGUUGCAGCUUUGUUGCCUUUUCUGGAGUUCAUAACUUGGUCUCUGCUGAAGGAGGACAGCAAGGGUGUUGUUCCACAGCUCUGGCUCCUCAGCAAACAACGUACCUGGAAAAUAGAGACACCAAAGUACAUUCCAAACUCAGUGUGGAGCUGGAUCUGCAGUGCAUCAGCUGACAUCACACUGGACCCCAUGACUAACCACCCAUGGUUACAGCUCUCAGAGGACAGGAAGAAGGUCCAGGAAGCUCUGAAUGAAGCUGAAGUGUCAUUUAGCACCCAACGCUUUGACAGCUGGCCUUGUGUUCUGGGCUGGGAAGGGCUCUCCUCCGGUCGUCACUAUUGGGAAGUUGAUAUUGUCAACAAUGGCUACUGGCGCAUUGGAUUGACCACUGCCUCUUCCAAAAGGCAUGGCCGCUUUCCCAUGAACCCUUCUGAGGGCUUUUGGGCAAUAUGGAGAAGCACGCGGCAGUUUUAUGCUUGCACCAAACCAGAGACCGAGCUACCCUUGUCACUUGUGCCCAGAAAACUGGGAGUCUAUUUGGACUAUGAGGAAGGUCAGGUGUCUUUCUACAACGUAGACACACGGUCACAUAUCUUCACAUUUGCUACAAGUUUCUGUGAGAAGUUGUACCCUCUCUUCGCACCACUGGAUGGACGCACACUUAUCACAUUGUCCUCUCCAGAUUUCAAGCCAGAAAUGUCUAAAUAAAUGAAUGCUCUCUCUAAAUCUAUGUACAAUCCUUUUAACUUGACUACUGUCCUCAUAAAGGGCUGUUGGGGAGAGUUAAGUUGACUGUUUGUGCAGACCUUAGACCAUAAAGGAGUGCAUUUAGAUAUGGCACCCACAAAGUAAAGGUCAAUUACUCAUUAUGUGCCACGCCCGAUAAAGUAUUGGCUCAUAUCUGCCAAAUGAUUUGACCUAUCAAUUUUUUUUUCCAGGUUUGUCUCUAGAUUAUUUUUUCUUGAAACACUCAAGGAUUCAGAAGAGGACUUUCCUGAGAUAUCAGCAAAAAUGUAAAAUAAUUUUCUAUAGCACCAUUUCAUGGCCAAUUCUCAAUAAAAUGUGCAUUACAUACCAAAAAAAUAAAUAUUUUUAACUACGUGAAUAAAAUGAUUACAAAGUUAUGUUGGACAAAAUUUAGUGCGCAUCAUAAGAGUGUCCUGAU
Messenger RNA from Myxocyprinus asiaticus (Chinese sucker), 1735 nucleotides. Its product is annotated as zinc-binding protein A33-like. The coding region runs from base 1 to 1278 and encodes 425 amino acids. The transcript is spliced from 10 exons. NCBI's taxonomy places the organism in Eukaryota, Metazoa, Chordata, Actinopteri, Cypriniformes, Catostomidae. The record is from RefSeq and is a predicted model, not a curated record. Gene Ontology annotation, molecular function: protein binding.